Molecule: messenger RNA, 1763 nt
Organism: Papilio xuthus (Asian swallowtail)
Lineage: Eukaryota; Metazoa; Arthropoda; Insecta; Lepidoptera; Papilionidae
Product: cytochrome P450 6B5-like
Exons: 2
Coding region: 99-1580 (493 amino acids)
Molecular function (GO): heme binding; monooxygenase activity; iron ion binding
Source: RefSeq, a predicted model, not a curated record
UACAAACAAGUUGUCGACGAGGCAGUUGUUGUGUUCCCAACAAUCAGCACUCGGGCUCAGUACUUCGUGAUAUCACCAUAAGUACAGUCGUUGCAACAAUGUUGUCUGUAAUAUUGUUAUUUAUAAGUGCAUUAUUAUUUGCUAUUUAUAAUUUCUUCAUAAAAUAUAGACAUUAUUGGAAGAAAAGAAAUAUCCCAGAAGUUCACGGUGUUAUGUGGAAAUUUAUCACAGGCAAGAAAUCCUUAGCAGAAAUUCAUAAAGAAAUUUAUUACUCUUACCCCGAUGAAAGCAACAUCGGUCUGUAUAAUGGACUAAAACCCGCUUUAAUUAUAAAGGACCUGGAAAACAUACAAGCUGUGUUACUCGGCGAUUUCCAAAGCUUCUUCAGCCGCGGUUUAAACACGAACCAAAAUGAUUUACUAGCGGACAGUGUACUUUUUAUGGAAGACUACGAAAGGUGGAGAAUUGUAAGAUAUAAAAUCACACCGGUAUUUACUAUGAAAAAACUCAAAAAUAUGUUUUACAUAAUGGAGCGAUGCGCCAGAGAUUUUAUAGAUUUUAUAGAAAAUAAUCAAGAGGCAAUGGACAAACCAUUCAACGCUUUGUAUACGUACACCACGGCUUCACUCACUGCAUCUAUUUUUGGUAUUGAGGCGAAUACUAAAAACACUAUGGAUUCACCUUUUAUAGAUAUGGCUUCAAAGGCAACCGCACCGUCUUUCUCGACAAAUUUAAAAUUCACCCUAGCCAGUACAGUUCCGAAGCUGUUCAAAUUUCUAAAAUUGAAAUUCUUCGGUGAUCAAGAAUCUUAUUUUAUAAAUGUCGUAAAGCAAGUAUUGAAGGAGCGCCGCAGACACAAUGACAAGAGACACGACUUCAUAGAUACUUGCAUUGAGUUACAAAACGAAGGUGUUAUGCAAAAUUUAACAACGGGAUAUCAGUUGAUUCCAUCUGAUGAACUGAUGGCGGCGCAGGCGUUCUUUUUCUUCAUCGCCGGUGCUGACACAUCCGCGCAUUCGAUGCUCUUUGUUUUGUUGGAACUUUCUGGAAAUCCGGGGAUACUUAAAAGGUUACAUAAAGAAGUUGAUGAUGUUUUUGAGAAAUGUAACGAAAAAGUAACCAUUGACGACAUCGAAGAAUUGAAAUAUAUGGAUAUGGUAAUGAAUGAAGCAUUCAGAAAGUAUCCAACAAUCGGUACGAUACAAAGAAGAUGUACUAAAACAACAACUCUGCCCGUGGGACAAGUGAGAAUUGAAAAGGACGUGCAAGUCAUUAUACCGAUAUACGCGAUACACCGAGAUGAAAAGUAUUAUCCUAAUCCAGAUGUAUUUGAUCCUGAAAGAUUUUCUCCAAAAAAUAUUUCCAACAUACCUAAGUAUGCUUAUCUGCCGUUUGGUGAAGGAAAUCGGAUUUGUAUUGGAGCGAGAUUUGCUCGUCUACAAUUAAAAGUUGGCUUGGCGUGGCUUUUGAGACGGUACACAUUGAAGGAACAAGUGUACGAUCCAAAAUAUUUUGAACCCAGCUUCUUCGCACUGAGAGAUACUGCAGCUCGCAUUAACUUCAUUCCAAGAAGAGCUUAAAAUUGUCAUUUAAUUUGUAUUUACUAAUAAAAUGUACCACUUAAAUAUCCUGACCAGGAAUAUAUCUAACUAGUUAGCACAUUAGAGAGCGAUAUAAUAAAAAGUCGAUUGGAGCGCCCCCUAGUAAAGGUUUUUAUAUUUUUUGUUAAGCCAUAUUCUUAUUAAAAAAAAAUCAUACUGUGA